AUGACCGAACGACCGUCAACGGCGACGGGCAGCAACCGCAAUUUCAACCAGGCAUUGACCUCUCCACUGAGGCCAAAUACGAGCGGUGGCCCUGGAAUAUCUGUGACUGGUGCUUCGCCGACAGGAUCAAGAACUCCACCUCCGAAUGAGAACCGCCGGUCUAUCAGUGGUGCUUCGUCCUCACCUCGACCAAAAGCGAAAGAAUCUACCAACACAUUUUGUCGAAACAUCACAAUCUACGGGUAUUGUCGUUACCAAGAUAAGGGCUGCGCAUUCAAUCACGAUCCCCAUUCGCAAAAACAGCAAUCUGGGAGCGGACGAGGGAAAUUCAAUGUAGACUCACCCUCUUUCACUCCGGCGACUCCCCCCAAGAAGACAAUAUCCCCGAACGUUGCGGACGCUGCACCUUUCACCCCGAAACACACCACUGUUGCGACACCCCCGGUUGCGCCUCAAUUUCAUGAUCCUAAUAAUGGUUACUCAAUAUCCCACGCAGUUGAUCAUCAGCAGAAUUAUCAGUUACAGCAGCAUGGCUUUGAUCCAAUAGGAUUGGCGGAAAAUAACGCGGCAACAAACGCAAUGAAUGCAUACGAGUUUCCGGUUUCACAGCCGGUGAAUCCGUAUGCGCAGACGGGCGAUAUGUUUUUCCCACAAACACAGUCAUAUACACCUCUGCUCCCUUACCACCGUUAUGCUCCUCUGGCUCCCUUUCCGCAAAAGCUUUUACCGUUUCAAAGGAACAUCCAUGGAUUCUUCAUGUCCGAUAAUCUCAGGGAAGAGCUCCAAAGGAAAGCAGAAAUUACGUUGCAGUCUUUACCAAGUGUUACUUCGAUUCUUCCCCCGGCAGUGGAGGAAUUCCACUCUUUAGUGCCACUAGAUACAUCAAACCAAAAGAACAUAAAUGUAUUUGGAUAUCCAAGCUGGGCUUAUAAGGCGUUCUCAAAUGAAGAUGCCAAUCCAUAUGCGCUUCGGAGAGUUGAGGGGUUCCGUUUGUCCAACGAAGCCGACAUUAGAAUAAUACAAAGAUGGAAAAAAGUUUUGAGCGCAAACAUAGUGACCAUCCAUAACGCUUGGACUACUACAAAAUUUGGAGACAGCUCUAUCAUCUUCGUCUAUGAUUAUCAUCCUUUGUCCAAGACGCUGGCUGAGACUCACUUUGGGCCAAGUCCAAGAUACACUACCCCUCGACACUCUGUUGGGCCUAUAGUUCCAGAACCAGUACUAUGGAGUUACAUUGUACAGAUUGCUUCAGCGCUGAAAGUCAUUCAUAGUGCAGGUCUGGCAGCGAGGGUAAUCGAAGGAUCAAAAAUAUUGGUUACAAGCAAGAUGCGAAUACGCUUGAAUUGUUGCGGUAUCCUGGACGUGAUUCAUCCAGACACCAUAAAAACUCAGGACAUGGUGCGUGAGGCUCAGCUUGAGGACCUGACCCAGCUAGGUCGGCUCAUGCUUUCCGUUGCUUGCAACACUCCAACAGCGCUUCAAAACUUCCAGAAAAGUAUGGAUUAUAUCAGGAGACAUUACUCUAUGCAAUUGCAUGACAGCAUCUACCUUCUUGCCACAGGUGCAACGAAGUCUGUGGAAGAGUUCAUCAAGACAAUUGCCAAUCAGGCGUUCCAGAAUUUUGACAGCGCUCUUCAUUAUGAAGACUCGCUUGAAUCGGAGCUUUCAAGAGAACUUGAGAAUGGUCGGCUGGUCCGGCUUUUGUGCAAGUUUGGCUUCAUCAAUGAGAGACCUGAGUUUGAUCAUGAUCCAAGAUGGAGUGAAACUGGUGAUCGUUAUUUCUUGAAGCUCUUCAGAGAUUAUGUCUUUCAUUCGGUUGAUGAAAACGGUCAACCGGUGGUGGAUAUUGCACAUGUGUUGAGCUGCCUGAACAAGUUGGAUGCCGGCGUAGACGAGAGAAUUAUGUUGGUCUCUCGGGACAGCAUGAAUUGUUUUGUUGUGACCUACAAGGAGCUGAAGCGACAAGUCGAAACAUGUUUCCAGGAUCUCAACAAAAACAACAGACGGUAA
Molecule: messenger RNA, 2010 nt
Organism: Morchella importuna
Lineage: Eukaryota; Fungi; Ascomycota; Pezizomycetes; Pezizales; Morchellaceae
Exons: 12
Coding region: 1-2010 (669 amino acids)
Biological process (GO): mRNA processing; nuclear-transcribed mRNA poly(A) tail shortening
Cellular component (GO): P-body; PAN complex
Molecular function (GO): poly(A) binding; metal ion binding
Source: RefSeq, a predicted model, not a curated record